Scleropages formosus (Asian bonytongue) is the source of this 1981-nucleotide messenger RNA. RefSeq names its product Kruppel like factor 17 (gene klf17). Gene Ontology annotation, biological process: regulation of transcription by RNA polymerase II. NCBI's taxonomy places the organism in Eukaryota, Metazoa, Chordata, Actinopteri, Osteoglossiformes, Osteoglossidae. Gene Ontology annotation, molecular function: DNA-binding transcription factor activity, RNA polymerase II-specific; RNA polymerase II cis-regulatory region sequence-specific DNA binding. The coding region runs from base 83 to 1444 and encodes 453 amino acids. The record is from RefSeq and is a predicted model, not a curated record. The transcript is spliced from 3 exons.
AUGUAGGACGUAGAACAUUUUAGACCGCAGAAAGACUUUACCGAAAGAGCUCUAAGUACUGAGCUUGUAGACUCAUGCUGCAAUGGCUCUGGCCGAUGCGAUGUUACCAUCGAUAACGACAUUUACAAACAACCAGGUUCUGGACAAAGCGCAGUCUGAAAUUGUUCACUACUGGAGUCUGGAUGAGAAGGAAGCCAGACCGGGGGGCGAUGCGAUGAAGCCCCUCAUUGAACUGGAGCUCAGCAUCGUGGAAUCGCCACAACACGCACAAGUGUCAGUGAACAGAGAUGAGGAUGAGCUGUCCAGGUUGCUGGAUUUGGAGUUCAUCUUGUCCAACAGCGUGGAAGGCAGCAGGAGCUCCUCUCUGCUCUCCGGGUACCCGCUGCCCGACUCCCCGGAGAGCUGCAACACGCCGGUGUAUGACAGCGAUGGCUCCCAUGGCUCGUCGCCCUCCAGCACCCGCGGCAGCAGCAGCAGCAGCGCCAGCAUCCAGGGCAGCGGCAGUCCGGCGCACAGUUUGGUGGCCGAGCUGCUGACCCCAGGAACGACCUACCAGGGUACCGUUCCGGAUUACAACAUGAAAGCAGUAAUGGAAGGGGAUUACACUGAACUGCAAGCCUUGGACAUGGGCAACCUGCAGGUCCACGCGCCUCUGGGCAACGUGCACCCGUUGGGCCCCAAAAUUAAAACGGAGAACCGCGAGCGCUCGUGCAUGAUGGCUUCCGACUUCGCAGCUCCGAUGUACGAGCAGAAGGUGCUCCGCGCUAUGCACCUUCAGCAGCAGCAGCAGCAGGCUGCGCUCCAGGGGAUGGGCUUUGCCCACCACGGCCUGCCCCCAAACCUGCCGCGCAAAGAGUGCACCCUGGCAGAAAUGCACCCGCAUCCUCAUGCCCAUCCUCCCGCUCAGCUGGUGCAGCAGCCAGCCUACGUGGGCAGCGCCCCCUACCCGGCUCAGUACCACCAGCAUCACCAGGGGCAGGGCGCGCAGCACUACCACGGCCAGUACGGCAUGUUCCGCGAGCCCAUGCGCGUCCACCAGCAGCAGCACCACCACCACCACCACCCUGCCGUGAACGGGAUGCCCAGCAUGGUGACGCCCCCUUCGUCGCCGCUCCUGGAUUUCUUUGCACCCGAAGAAUGCAAGCCGAAGCGGGGCCGCCGCUCCUGGGCCAGGAAGCGCACUGCCACGCACAGCUGCGAGUACCCGGGCUGCGGGAAGACCUACACCAAGAGCUCCCACCUGAAGGCGCACAUGCGCACUCACACAGGUGAGAAGCCGUACCACUGCAACUGGGAGGGCUGCGGCUGGAAGUUCGCGCGCUCCGACGAGCUCACCCGCCACUACCGCAAGCACACGGGCCACCGGCCCUUCCAGUGCCACCUGUGCGAACGCGCCUUCUCCCGCUCCGACCACCUGGCGCUGCACAUGAAGCGCCACAUGUAGAGAGAAGCGCGUCGGGGGGGUCUACUAUACAUUACAUGUCGUAAUAUGCUCUGUAAAUAAAAAGGUAAACAGUGCAUUUUUACCCUCUCCGCUAAAUUAAGACAGUAUUUAAAAGUCCUAUCAUCUUUUAAGUAGUCUUCCGCUGUGUUGUUGUGUUAUGGAAUUCGAAGGGGAAGCGUGCGUUGCCGUUGGGGACGACGAGAAUCUGCUCGUGUAAAUGAAGACGGGCCGGGCCCUUAGCUAUUGUGUGCUCAUGUUUUACUUUAAAGGGCAGUUUUUUUUUUUAAUUUUUCUUUUCCCCCUACAGUUUUUUUUUUUCUCUUUUUAAGAUUUCUGUCUCAGAAUGAGAUUUGAUGUGUUUUAUGUACAUUUACCACUGAGACAAACCAAUGUGCUGCCAGUUCACUUGUACCGUUCGCAGGUACAUUUUCAAUGUAAGCGACACAUUUCAUACUCUUGGCUAUGUCAAAUUAUUUUGAAGGUAUUAACUCUAAUUGCUCCAAAACAAGGUACUGACACUCUACCUUUAAAUGAAGU